This is a messenger RNA of Fusarium verticillioides 7600, 1374 nucleotides long. RefSeq lists its product as hypothetical. The record is from RefSeq and is a predicted model, not a curated record. The transcript has a single exon. Lineage: Eukaryota; Fungi; Ascomycota; Sordariomycetes; Hypocreales; Nectriaceae. The coding region runs from base 7 to 1266 and encodes 419 amino acids. Gene Ontology annotation, molecular function: protein binding.
AUUAGCAUGAUGCCUUCAGUCAACGUGCCUCCAAUGGAUUUCACCAACGCUUCAUACACGAAUCUUCCUUCACCAGCUUCAAUCCGUCUACUGUCAUUCAUCAAAAGACCACGCCAGCUGUCACCUCCUUCAAUUUUAGGUGAACCUCUACUAGAAUUCAUCAUAGAAACGUUCGACAUUCACGAAGCCCCAGUUUUCGAUCUCAUCUCUUCAACAUGGGGAAAUCCAGAUAGUGCUGAUCCAGGCGAUAUUGACGAAUACGGGCCUAUGCAUCUCUAUCCCGUCACCAUCGACGGAAAACUAAUGUUUCUCCCGAGAAACAUUUAUGAAGCUCUCAAAAUGGCUCAAAAAGUGAAUGAUCCCGUUGAAGAGCGCAAUGAGAUUUUCUUGGAGACAGAGUUGAUGACAGCUGUGGAAAAUAACCAUCGACCCAAGGUUCAGCAGUUGUUGGAGCAAGGUGCUCAUAUUCAUGCGCAGGAUUGUUUUGGCAAGACGGCGAUACAUCAUGCAGCACAACUUGGUCAUUACGACAUCAUCAACACCCUUCUUGACUAUGGAGCCAGCAUGAAAGUAAUCGACUCGCAUGGUAAAACACCGAUGGAUUACAUCACGUACAGCAAGCCAAAAGAUUGGGAGAACAUUGAGGAUAUUGCGUACAAGAUGCAAAAGGCGCCAGAGGAGAGAGAACUAGUCCCAGUUCCUGAGGUUAUACGAGUCGGGAGACCGAUGUGGAUUGAUGCAAUUUGUAUCGAUCAAAGCAAUCCGGAGGAGCGAGCGAAUCAUGGUCUUUUGAUUAAACACAUUUACCGCCGUGCCAGUUCUGUCAUAGCAUGGGCUGGAGUUCAGAACGACGAAACGAAGCUUGCGCCAGAAGCCAUAUUAUCUAUCCUUCGAGCUGAUGGCAAAGACCCGGAUGAGGCUAUGUCCGAUGAUACACCUUCCCCCACAAAUCCAGGAUGUUCAUACAUCCCAUCGAAGGAGCAAAAGUCGUCUAUCAUCAGAUUACUACAACGAUCUUGGUUUGAACGGGAAGAACUUAUGCAUGAGGUUGCUUUCGGUCGAGCGAUCACUGUUUACUGCGGCAUGGAUGCGAUUUCGUUUUCAUCCAUAAUGGAGUUUCUCAGACGGGAGGCAUACAGUGGUACCUUUCUGCCUUCCGACCUUCAUGUUUGGUCUUUGCUUGGUAGUACGGGUUCUAAGAAGCGACGUUCGCUUGAGUUACGAUCAAGAACAAAGAGGAUGCGACGAUAUUCGACUGAUGAAUGAUUUCUGGGUUCGAAGUCUAGUAGGAUGAGUUUUCCUACUAUUUCCUUGUGUCAUGUUUCAGAACUUAGACUGGUCUUGUGAAAUUAUGAAACUGCUAUUUCAUCCUCG